Anopheles coluzzii is the source of this 1812-nucleotide messenger RNA. Its product is annotated as receptor-binding cancer antigen expressed on SiSo cells. Lineage: Eukaryota; Metazoa; Arthropoda; Insecta; Diptera; Culicidae. Gene Ontology annotation, cellular component: secretory granule. The transcript is spliced from 3 exons. The coding region runs from base 454 to 1029 and encodes 191 amino acids. The record is from RefSeq and is a predicted model, not a curated record.
GGGAGAGCGCAGAUCUGCAGAUCGAUGAGGUGGUAGCCACCAUGCUCGUACCGUUCACUGCGACUACUCGUUGUCGGAUGGUCGCGCGCUCGAGUCGCGGGCCACGCGGUUUCUUCCCCAAGCGAACCCACCACCGCCAUCGCAAUCAACCAAACCACCAACCACACCCAAUCAAAUGACCUCUGCCGCCUGGCCCGUUCCCCUGCCGGGGGUAGAACGCGUUCCCCGCGCAGCUACCAGCAGUUCAGCAUCUCAGCGACGUUUACGUGGGUAAACGAUACGAUUGCAGCUAAUUGCAGCUGGCCAGAGCAGCAGCGUGCUGUGCAAUGCGACCCCCUCCGCCCACAGGCAAUUGUGUGCAAAGGUUGUCUUUACACAUUACACCGAUCCACACACUGCCCUUGGUCGGUCCGUGACCGGAAGUUGACUGCCCUGCAGACAGGAGUGUGAGCGAUGAUCACAGAGCUGGUGAUGAACCGGAUCCGGCAACUGCUGCUAGCGAUAGUGGGCGUGCUGAAGCGGGCGAUGUGUUGUUUUGCCCGCCGCCGAAAGCUGUCCGCGAGCGAGUGCGAGGUGUUGAGCGCGGUCAGCGUCGACCGGUAUCCGGCCGGUGGCCGCACCACAGCCGGCGGCAAGAACGUCCCCGAGAAGGACUGGAACUCGUGGGACGAUUCGCCCCGCACGGUCGAGGAGCACAUCGAGCGGUACAGGGAAACGCUGGCCCAGCCGCCGUCCCCGACCGAGCCGCAGCCGGAGGUAGACUACUUUCAGGACAUGGCGCCGCAGAUCUCCUCCCAGCCGAAGGUGUGCAUCGCGACCGAAACCGAGCCGACCGACUUUAGCCGUCUGGUGGCCAAAAUUGACAUUCCUGUUGUGAACGAGCUAGAAGACUGGAACGAGGGCGAGCGGAGUGGUUGGGACGAUGCGGACGAAACGACCACCAAACAGUUGAUAAGGGAAACGAGGAAAGAGCUGCGAGCCCAGCGGCAUCAGCAGAACCGGCACCAGCUCGAAUCGUCCUACGCAUGAUGGGUUUAGCAAUUUCCCUGCCCAGCCAACGACUACGUGUACAGAAAGAAAGAAAGAGAGAGAGAGAGAAGGAAAGAGAGAGAGAGAGAAGGAAAAAGAGAGAGAGAGAGAGAUAGAGAGAGAGAAGAGAGAAAGCGACGCACGAUACCACUCGCCUCACCCUUACAAGAUACGGCUUACUUUUGACCUUCCUUCUGGUUCCUUUUGCCGAUCUUACGAAAAGGAAACGAGGCAUUGAUCUACACUCCAAAAGUGUUUCCUCCCUUUUUUCCUCUUUCCCUAAUUUUAACAGAGCUUACUGGCAACGAUUGCUGGGUAAGAAGUCAAAUCGACACCCUGGCGUGGUACGCAUAUUGAACCUCCAGCGAUAAUCCGUCAAAAGAUGUGGCAAACCAAAAACUGAUUGUUUAUUUUUGUAUUAUCAUUAGUUGGAAACAUUUUGAAGAAUUAAUUUUAAUCGAAUGUGUUAUUCAUAGGCUGGAACAGUCAGAUCCAUUCGUUCUAGCUGAGCGAAUGGGAUGAAUGUCUAGUUUGAGCUACGUGUGUGACUUAGCUACAACAACAAAAGACGAUAGAGAAAACAAGUCCCAUUGUGUUAUUCUUUAUCCUUGUCUGCACGAAAACCAAACUCCCUGUUCUGAAGAGAAUACGGAAUCCAUCCGCGGUUCGCUCGGGAGGACAAGUAGAUUGGGAACCUGUGUGUCUGGCCGGUUACCGCAGAGAUAAGGACUAUUCAAUGUAAAUUAAAAUGUAUUAAACAAAAUGAAAAGUGACACAAUCGCA